AUCUCCAUAUCUAUCUUCACCUAUAAAGUCUUUUGUUGCCAACAUCAAACCAGUUGGAAGAACAACCUAGGGGAUCAGAUCGAAAUCUCGUGAUGAGGAAGCCUGAUCUCCCAGGGAAGAACAACACGAACAAUGGCACUAACAAGCUCAGAAAGGGCUUAUGGUCACCAGAAGAAGAUGACAAGCUCAUGAGUUACAUGUUAAACAAUGGGCAGGGUUGCUGGAGCGAUGUUGCCCGGAAUGCUGGUCUCCAGAGGUGUGGCAAGAGCUGUCGUCUUCGGUGGAUUAACUACUUGCGACCUGACCUUAAGCGCGGUGCCUUCUCACCCCAAGAAGAAGAACUCAUUAUCCAUUUGCAUUCCAUCCUUGGCAACAGGUGGUCUCAGAUUGCCGCAAGGCUUCCGGGAAGGACCGACAAUGAAAUCAAGAAUUUUUGGAAUUCCACAAUAAAGAAAAGGAUGAAGAACUCAUUUUCAACCUCAUCUCCAAACAAUAGUGAUUCAUCUGAGCCUAGAGAAGUCAUAGGAGGGCUCAUGUCCUUGAGUGAACAAGACAUCAUGGCUCUGUGCAUGGACUCAUCUUCUUCAUCUUCUUCCUCAUCCAUGCAAGCGAUGGCAAUGAGAAACCAGUUUGAACCAUUACCUCCACUCAACAACUGCUACAGUCUUUCAGGUGCUCCAGGGUAUUUCAAUGUGUCCACAGGCUUAUCACAAGCAGUUGGUACAGGAGAUGGAUACUGUGGAGGUCAUGGCUUCUUAGGGGGUGAUAACAUUGGGGUACAAGGGGAAUUAUUUGUUCCUCCCUUGGAGAGCAUUAGUAUUGAACAGAAAAACACUGCAACUGACAACCCCAUCAGUAAGAUUAACAAUAACAUCAACAACAGCCACAUAAAUGACAUUAACAACAUCAUCAACAGCAAUAAUAACAAGGUAGAGACUUUGGUUGAGAGUGUGAAUUAUUGGGAAGGAGAAAACUUAAGAAUGGGGGAAUGGAACUUGGAGGAUCUGAUGGAAGAUGUCUUUUCUUUUCCUUAUCUUGAUUUUCAAGUUGAAUAAUUGGCUACUCUCCUGACCUCUUUUUUUUUUCCCUUUUUCCUUUCAGUAUAGAAAAUACUUGUUGAGCCCCUUUGCUUUCCAGAAAACUGCUCAAACCCAUCUCAUAGGACAUAUUACAGAGGAGAUUAUAGGUCUCUUGUAUACCUUAGGUCUAUUCUAGGUCUCUCAAAAUAUGUAGGUAAUUUUAGCCAUGAAACCAGUUCAUGAUACUUGGAUGAUGUGGGGAGGGUAAAAUAAAGGUCACCUGGAAAAUCUAUCUUUUGGUGACAACCAAAUCUUGUAAGUACAUGUAUCUUCUUCAAUUUCCUAAUUUCUUUUUUUACUUUUUUUAUAAGUGAGGAUAUUUUGGUUAUUUCAUGAGAAUAAGGGGGUUGUUGUAAUAAUAAUACUUUUGGAGAGAAUUGUGAAUAGUUUAUAUUCAAUGUAGAGAGGGCCAUCAAGAUUAAUUGGGUGGUAAACUGUAGCUAUUGUGAGAUGUACAAAAGGAAAAAUGUGGAGGUGGAAGUUAUUAUUAGUGAGGAGUAAGUAGGAUGUACCACACAUUAAUGGAGAUAUCCAAAGCCUCUCUCUCUC
This is a messenger RNA of Macadamia integrifolia, 1628 nucleotides long. RefSeq names its product transcription factor MYB46-like. The coding region runs from base 93 to 1055 and encodes 320 amino acids. The record is from RefSeq and is a predicted model, not a curated record. Lineage: Eukaryota; Viridiplantae; Streptophyta; Magnoliopsida; Proteales; Proteaceae. The transcript is spliced from 2 exons.